This is a messenger RNA of Lampris incognitus (smalleye Pacific opah), 988 nucleotides long. It is a transcript of the gene timm9, whose product is annotated as translocase of inner mitochondrial membrane 9 homolog. NCBI's taxonomy places the organism in Eukaryota, Metazoa, Chordata, Actinopteri, Lampriformes, Lampridae. The coding region runs from base 282 to 581 and encodes 99 amino acids. The transcript has 4 exons. The record is from RefSeq and is a predicted model, not a curated record.
UCCGCAGCACACUAACGGAGUUUUCCUUUCAAGUUACACGUUUCGUCAAAUUACGUGCUACGUUUUCAUUCCGCCAAUAUUUUACCACAAACUCCGUUUUUUUUUAAAAAAACGUGAUAAAAAUAUACGGACUUGGGAUGAAGGUCAGUGGUCUGGUUUUAAUGGAGAACCAGUGACGGAAAUCUGUCUAGCGAAUCUGCGCCCGCGGAACCGCCUGCAGGCCACUCGUCAUUUGGAAGCUGGUUUCCGCUGCUGGACUGAGCGCAGGUUCGACAGAGCACAUGUUAUUAGAACCCUCCCACGUCUGCAGCAUGGCGGUGCAGGUCUCCGAGUCAGACCAGAUAAAACAGUUUAAAGAGUUUCUGGGCACUUACAACAAGCUGACGGAGAACUGCUUCAUGGACUGUGUCAAGGACUUCACCAGCCGGGAGGUCAAACCAGAGGAGAGCAGCUGUUCUGAGAACUGCCUCCAGAAGUACCUGAAGGUGACCCAGAGGAUCUCCAUGCGUUUCCAGGAGUACCACAUCCAGCAGAAUGAAGCGCUGGCCGCCAAGGCCGGCCUGCUUGGUCAGCCCCGCUAGAACCAGCCAUCUGUUCUGGGCGAACUGGACCAGUCAUCCAAACCUCUGAAACUCUGGUUGUUAACCCUGUUUGACCAUUAGAUGGGUUAAUAGAUUUGCUCAUUCACAGAUCACAUCUAGUUUUAAAUCUAGUUCUCUGCUCCUGUUGAGACACAGGAAGAGAUUUUCCCUGUUAAAGAGGUGAAGGGCCACAGGUUUCUGUCUAAAAUCACUUAAGAUACAAAUGAGUCGCAGCACCAUGAAGAAUCCUCCAGUAAUCCAGAUUUCGUGAACUAAACACUUUGAACAUGGAGACCAGCACAACGACAGACACCCAGAUUUCAAGGUGAUGUUUGCCUCAUCAACAUGUAGUAUUCUGAAAACAGACCAGGAUUGUAUUUAUUAAAAUACCCUCAAGGUUCACUUGA